ACGCUCGAGCUCCGGUGGGCGUGGCUCGGCUCACCUGUGUGACGUAAUGAGAUACAGAGGAGGCGAAGGCGCAGGAAUUCGCUGAAGUUCUCUGCUAAAAAUAUAACAUGUUCAGGAUCCGUGCAGGGAGAUCUCCAAAAUCACUGUGCGUGUGUGAUCUUAGCCGGGUUAGCGCUGCGGUCUGCUGGUGACCCCAACCUGAUGUUCCUCGAGUGACGACUGCUUUCCUCCAGCCGAACAGGAAUCCCAGUGAAGGCGGCAUGUCUCACAGAAAACCCCGUGGCUCCGGGGGUGACCAGUCUCUCCUUCUUCCGGAGAGCCGCUUCAGCUCAGUCCUUCAGCUGGACCAGCCGUCUGGACGUUCGUCCUCGAGCAUCGACCUGUCCCGAGUGGACUCCCCGGAGGAUGAGCGGAGAGUUGUAGUGCUCAGCACCCAGAGCGAAGCAGCUCGCAGGCUGGGCGCUCAGCAGCUCAUCCCUAAGAACCUGGCUGUCAGCAGCCGGCCACGAAACCGCCACCACACCACCGUGGUGACCCUGCCCCCAGACCUCUGCUGGGAGGACUAUGAUAGUGAUGCGGGCGAUGGCUUUUCCAUGAGGAGAAAUCACAGGAAUAAAUCGUACCGUGCUGCCGUCACUAGUCUGAAUCUCGAUGCUUUUCCAAGCGAGCUCCAAACAGAAGUGCUGUCACCAGUCAGCGAAAAGAAGGCGGUCACCCAAAAGCAAGCCCAGAAAUCUGGACGCAAGAAAACAUUGGGGAGGAUCAGGAACAGAAAGGAAGCUGGCUCAUUUAAAGAUGAGCCGCGGUUUUAUCAGGAGAUCAAGGAGCGGGGUCUGAACGCCAGCAGCCUGAACACAGAGGAGGAUGAGUUCUCUGCGAGCGAGCCAGCGGACGAGGAUCAGGGCAUCGUGGUGAAGAACUACAGAGCAGCGUACAUGACCUGGAGCCAGCUACCGAAGGUUAAGGAUUUGGGCGUUUUAGAUCACAUCUCCCCCGAAGAACGCAAAAGACAAGAAGCCAUCUUUGAAAUCCUGACGUCAGAAUAUUCCUACCUGCACAGUUUAAGCAUCCUGGUGGCUCAUUUUAAGGACAGUGCAGAUUUGAAGAAGACCAUGACAGCAACCGAGCACCAUCACCUGUUCUCCAACAUCUCUGUCAUCCAGGACGUCAGCAAACGGUUCUUUGAGGAUCUGGACAUGCGUCACCAAGUACACCCUGUGAUCCGGGACAUCAGUGAUAUAGUGAAUAAAUACGCGACUCAACAUUUCGAGCCAUACAUUGUGUACUGCUCCAAUGAGACCUUCCAGCAGAGAACGCUCCAGAAACUCCUGUCAAGUAACAGUGCGUUUCGAGACACUCUGAAGGAGAUUGAAGGCAGUGAAGCGUGCGGAGGUUUGCCCAUGAUCUCCUUCCUCAUCUUACCCAUGCAGAGAAUCACUCGUCUGCCUCUUCUGUUGGACACCAUCUGUCAGAAGACCCCUAAAGAGAGCGCCGAGUACUUCGCUGCCUGUUGGGCUUUCAAAGCUAUCAGUAAGCUGGUGAAGCAGUGUAAUGAUGGAGCGCGGAGGAUGGAGCGGACGGAGCAGAUGUACACCAUCCAGAAACAGAUGGAGUUCGGCAAAAUCAAGCCUUUCCCAUUAGUGUCGUCAUCGCGCUGGCUGAAGAAGAGCGGUGAGCUGGCGUUGUACACCGAUGAUCUCAGCAUCUUCAGGAAGGCUUUCGUCUUUAAGAGCUACUAUCUGUUCCUCUUCAAUGAUGUGCUCAUCGUCACCAAGAAAAAGAGUGAGGAGAGCUAUGUGGUGUUGGACUAUGCCACUGUGGACAAGGUGGAGGUGGAGGAGGAAAUGACGGACUCCAAACUCAAUCUGAAGCUGCUGAUGAAUCGCAACAGCUCCGGCCGCAGUGAACUCGUGACACUCGUGGCCGAAAGCAAGCUGAACAGAGCUCGAUGGGUCACCGCACUACAGGAUGUCAAAAAAACCAAGAGCAUCGCUAAUGAUGACUUGCGUCAGUAUGAAGCGACCAAAGCCUACAUGCCCAAAACACCAGAUGAGCUGAGCCUGCAGCAGGCCGAACUGGUCAUCGUUUCACAGGAAGUGGAAGGCUGGUGUCAUGGAGAGCGGAUGAGAGAUGGAGAGAGGGGCUGGUUUCCUGCCAGCUGUGCCACUCAGAUCACGAACCGCACCGCCAUGGAGAACAACAUCCAGCGUAUGGAGCGACUGCGCAAGGAGACGGACGUCUGAGCACACUGUACUUCCUCCAGACCUCGGGAACUGUUAGCUCACAGAAAACACCACUCACACACACAAGAGGAACUGUUUCUGGUUUUUAUUUCAGCUUGCCUUUGUUAAAAUUCAUGUUUGGAUACAUAAAAAGUUAUUUAAAAAUGUCAAA
Messenger RNA from Carassius gibelio (silver crucian carp), 2394 nucleotides. Its product is annotated as rho guanine nucleotide exchange factor 16. Bases 261 to 2243 code for a protein of 660 amino acids. The record is from RefSeq and is a predicted model, not a curated record. Gene Ontology annotation, molecular function: protein binding; guanyl-nucleotide exchange factor activity. Lineage: Eukaryota; Metazoa; Chordata; Actinopteri; Cypriniformes; Cyprinidae. The transcript has 15 exons. Gene Ontology annotation, biological process: activation of GTPase activity.